GCAGCCCCUCGCCCCUCUCGCCGACGCGCCGCUGCUCCCCUCCCAGAAAAUGAAAACACUAGCAGAAAGGAGAAGGAGUGCUCCAUCUCUUAUCCUGGAUAAAGCCCUCCAAAAACAGCCUAGUACCAGGGAAAGUCCUUCUGCUAGUGUUGACACCUGUGCAUUUCUGUCAUCAUUUGUGUGCUCCAGUCGGACUCUGCUGAUUGACGGUCGAGUAGAACUCAAAAGAGGCCUGCAGAGGCAGGAGCGGCAUCUUUUCCUGUUCAAUGACCUGCUUCUUAUAGUCAAAAUCAAAUACAACAAUAACUUUAAGGUAAAAAAUAAAAUUAAAUUAACUGAUAUGUGGACAGCCAGCUGUGUGGAUGAAGUGGGAGAGGUCAACACCAAUGCUACGAAAUCAUUUGUCUUGGGCUGGCCCACAGUGAACUUUGUGGCCACAUUUAGUUCUCCAGAACAAAAAGACAAAUGGCUCUCCCUCCUUCAGAGAUACAUCAAUCUAGAGAAAGAGAAGGACUACCCGAAGAGCAUUCCCCUCAAAAUCUUCGCCAAGGACAUUGGGAAUUGUGCCUAUUCUAAAACUAUAACAGUAACGAAUUCAGAUACAGCGAAUGAAGUUAUCAACAUGUCACUACGAAUGCUAGGGAUAAAUGGUUCUGAGAGAGAUUACCAGUUAUGGGUCAAUUCUGGAAAAGAAGCAGCACCAUACCCACUCAUUGGGCAUGAGUAUCCCUAUGGGAUUAAAAUGAACCACCUUCGAGACACUGCAUUUCUGACACAGGGAUCAAAGGACUCUGCCACCCUUUCUAACCUUCAGGAGCCCUUCCUCAUGGAACAGCUGCCCCGAGAAAUGCAGUGCCAGUUCAUCCUGAAGCCCAGCCACCUGGCUGCCACCCAGCAUCUAAAUGAUUCAGGUCAGAAGACAGUUAGGAGGAGGAGAUCGAUCAUAAACUGGGCCUUUUGGCGUGGUUCUAGCACUCACCUGGACAACUUGCCUGUGUCACCAACAUCUCCUAUACCAGGACAGCUCUUUGGAGUUUCUCUGCAAGAUAUUUGUGAAAAUGAUAAUCUGCCCAAGUCUGUCUUGGAUAUGCUUUUCUUUCUUAAUCAAAAAGGCCCCCUCACAAGGGGCAUCUUUAGACAGUCAGCCAAUGUGAAAUCCUGCAGAGAACUAAAAGAGAAACUGAAUUCUGGAGUUGAAGUACACCUAGACUGUGAAUCUGUUUUUGUGAUAGCAUCUGUCUUAAAGGACUUUCUUCGAAAUAUUCCAGGAAGUAUUUUUUUAUCAGAUAUCUAUGAUCAGUGGGUCUGUGUAAUGGAUCAAGGAAAUGAUGAAGAGAAAAUAAACACAGUUCAAAGACUAUUGGACCAGCUUCCGAGAGCCAAUAUCAUUCUCCUGAGAUAUCUGUUUGGGAUAUUAUACAACAUUGAGAAAAAUUCCUCUACCAAUCAGAUGAAUGCAUUUAAUUUGGCAGUAUGUGUCACUCCAAGCCUUAUUUGGCCUCCUACUUCCUCCAGCCCAGAGCUAGAACAUGAAUUUACAAAGAAGGUUUCCCUGCUUAUACAAUUUCUGAUUGAAAAUUGCUGUAGGAUAUUUGGACAUGAAAUCACAUCUCUCUUUGGAGAGGUUUCAUUGAGAAUUGACACUAAAGAGAAUUCCUCAGACACCUCUUGUGUCCAACUGAAUGACUCCUCCUAUGACAGCUUGGAAAAUGAGCUAAAUGAGGAUAUUGAUGCUCCAUGUAGUGACUUGGUAAAGAAACUUGGCCAGGGUAGCAGAAGCAUGGACUCUGUCUUAACUCUCAGUGACUAUGACAUUGACCAUCCUGAGGUGGAAGGUCUUCUAACCCUGAGUGAUUUUGACUUAGACCACUCUACAGAUCAAGACAUUCAAAUGAAACGGCCUCCUGGGUGCAAGCCGGUGAAUGUUUCAGUAAGGAACAGAAAGGCCUCACUGGGGGAGCAGGCUGGGGCCUCGUCCAAUACAUGUACACCAAUCUACCUGUCCACAGCUGCAGCAGAUGCUCCAAAAAGCUUGCGGCGACUCAGGCGCUGUUCAGAGCCCAGCAUCGACUAUCGGGAUUCUAAGGUUUCCUAUCUCAGGGAGUUUCACCAGAAAAAGUUACGCAAGUCCAGCUGUGAUGCAAUACUCUCUCAAAAAGAUGAAGACGAUCUGAAGCAAAAAACUGCCCUCCCAGAAGAGGGUACGAUAUGCUUAGAACAGAGUCUGGUCACAGGUACUGACAUAAGCAGAAAAAACACCACUAGUAAAAAUAUUAAGAAGAAAAGCUCAUCAGGUAAUGAAGGAAAUUAUGUGAAAGUUUUCACUAAUUCCAAGCCAGUGGCCAUUUCUGUGGCAUCUUCUAGUCAUAUGUCCCCCCAAGAUCAUUCUGGGAACCAACAUUCUGAUGCAAAUACAUCUGGAUACUCCCCACCACACAUAGCAGAUACAUUCAAGAGUUCAAGGACACAUCGACGCUGCUCAGAGCCCAACAUAGAUGUCCAGAACUGCAAACUGACCUAUCUCAGGGGGAUUUAUUCAAAGAAACAACAUAAAAUCAGCUGUGAAGCUAGUCUCUUGCAGGGAGAGGAGGAUUAUCUCAUACGGCAUAAGUCUUUGCAAAUGGAGGGGCAAAAACUUAUUAAUCAGAGUUUGGUCAUGGGAAUUGAGGUGGGCAAAAGCAGUGCCACCAACCAAAGCACUGAAAAAGUUUUGCCGCCAAGGCUAAACCUGUGUCCAAGUACCAGCUCUUCCAGCUUAUCUUCCCCAGGAACUUCCCCAUCUGGCUCAUCUGUGAGCUCUCAGGACAGUGCGUUUUCUCAGAUUUCUGAACACUCUGUGUUUACACCCACAGAAACUUCUUCUCCAAUAGAUUGCACUUUCCAGGCUCAGAAAAAACAAGAAAACCUUUCUUCUGAUAUUAGCGCUUCCAGCCUCUAUUCUAAAAUGCCCGGUUCCUCGGAAGGGCAGGCCAGUAGCCACCUGGCCUACACAAAAAAGGACACCAUGGAGUGGCAUUUACAAAUGCAUUCUGGAACUCUUCACCCCAGCACAUGGUUGAAAAAUAGUGUGGCCAGCUUGAAAAACUGGUCUCUCAAAAAGAAAGCAAAAGUAGCCAGACCAGAGGAAAAGAAAAAUUCCCUAAAAGGACAUGUGGAGUCAGUUCCAUAUGCUUCUGAUGUUCCAGAAGCCAAUUCACUGCAAGAGAUUCAGAAAGACCUACCCCUAAGGGCAGCUGAAGGACUUGGAGCCAUGCAGACAGUCCAGCUAUGCAGCUCUGCUUCCUGUCUGGACUCAGAGAAACAUUAUAGUUCUCCAUUCAGCCUAGUGGAGAGCAGAUUCAAGCUUUCUGUGAAGUCCUACAAGGGAGGAGAGACUGAAGGGCAGUGCUGUUCUGGUCCUCUGCCUUGGGAAAAAGCCUCAUCUAGCUCUGGGACUAUAAAUAAUGUGGCCAUCCCAGAUGUGGGGCCUACUGUGGUUUCUGAUGGUGAGGAUAAACCUUUAACCAAAGACAUUUAAUCACAGUAAGAAUCUACAAUCUGCAACAGUGGGAACUGGGCUGAUAACACAAACAGCAAUUAUGUCCCCUUUUUAAAAUAAAGAUACUUGGGAGAUGUAGCCUAAGAAUAAUCUUGCUCAUACUUAGGACAAAAACAUUCUCUCUACUGAGACUACUUGAUAAAGACUUUAUGUGAAAAAAAAAAUUAUCACCUAAGUUUAGACAGUUUUUGCUUACUAAGAGAUUUUAGAGAUAAUAGUAGAGGACUAGAGAAACCAUCUUCCAUUGAAGAGGCCUGCCUGUGUCAACUGUCAGUGAUAUCAGGAUCCUGAGGAGGCCACACUUUCAUGAAUGAAGAAUCAGGAACAGAAAGGGGGGCACUACAGAGAAAUCACCCACAUUUAUUUCACAGAAUGCUUUUAGUAAUCAAGUGAGGAAAAUACCACUAAUCAAAAUAUUUAAAAUGUGUAUAUUUAUGACAGAAAUCAUGUAAAUCUUUUUCCUUAAUCGAAGCCAAUAGCCAUAUCUGUGGAAUCUUCUAGUCACAUAUCCUCGUAGGAUCAUUCUAAGAACCAGCACAUCU
Messenger RNA from Fukomys damarensis (Damara mole-rat), 4080 nucleotides. It is a transcript of the gene Arhgap20, whose product is annotated as Rho GTPase activating protein 20. The transcript has 15 exons. Gene Ontology annotation, biological process: signal transduction; regulation of Rho protein signal transduction. NCBI's taxonomy places the organism in Eukaryota, Metazoa, Chordata, Mammalia, Rodentia, Bathyergidae. Bases 50 to 3517 code for a protein of 1155 amino acids. The record is from RefSeq and is a predicted model, not a curated record. Gene Ontology annotation, molecular function: GTPase activator activity.